AUGUCGACAGACACUGUUCUCCUUACACAACAAGAUAAUCCCCUUGCGGAUUCGGUCGCCCAUUGCGUCAAACAAGCUGCAGACCAUGCCUACGAUCAAAUGAAGCCUGAUGGCCAUUGGUAUCUCGAAGUUCGAAGUAGCAUCUCUUUCACAGUCCAAUGGUUAUGCAUCCGACAAAUCCUUGGCCCGCCUCUAUCGCAAGAUGAGGCCUCCAAGUUCCAGAGCUGGCUUUUGUCUCAGCAAAAUACAGAAGAUGGGUCAUGGGGCCUGGCUCCUUGUGUGCACGAGUGGGACGGCGAUGUCUCAACAACAGUCGAAGCCUAUUUUGGGCUGAAGCUACUCGGAACACCUAUAGAUUCCAAGGCUAUGCGCAGAGCAAGGGCCUUUGUGUUGCGUCAUGGAGGCGUCAGUAAAGUUGGAGUUUUAACACAACUGGUUCUGGCACUUUUCGGCAUCAUCGCGUGGAAAGAUAUGGCUCAGGUUCCAGCUGAGCUCAUGGCUCUCCCUGCGGGACUAUCGCCAGUCAACAUCUACUCUUUUUCGUACUGGUCUCGGGUAUCGGCUGUACCUGUGAUGUUGCUGAAGCAUCAUCAACCAGUAUUUCCGCUGUACCCGGUCGGGGCCAAAGAUGAUGAAGAGGUUCUCGGGGCCACGUUCCUCGAUGAGUUAUUCUUGAAUCCGUUAGAUCGGACACUCAAGUCUAUUCCACAAUUGUCGACUUUGUGGAAUGAGGGACAGCUUGGUCGUUUUGCGUGUACAAUGAUCGACAAGGCUGCCAGCGUCGUUGAGCCCCUCUUGAAGAAGUCUUUCUUGCGGACCUAUUGCCUCGAUCAGUGUGUGCAAUAUAUCUACAAUCAUCUAGACGCAGGGGGAUUCGGCUCUCUUACUAUUUCCAACUUCUUGUGCGUCGUCGGCCUACACGCCUCAGGUCUCCCUGCGAGCCACCCAGUCAUGGGACACUUGACCCGAGCUAUGGAAGACGCACUUUGGGAAGACGCCGACGGCCUCCGCAUGCAAGUAACUAUCGGGCCAGUUUGGGAUACAGCACUCAUGACACUUGGGCUCUUGGAGACUGGUCUUGCCGACAAUCGAACAGAUCUGUCAAUAAAAUGGUUUAAGGACCACCAAAUCCUCAAGGUGCACGGCGACUACGUCAAGACAAAUCCGAGAGCGGCUCUUCCAGGAGGAUGGUCAUUCCAAUACUGCAACGAAUACUUCCCUGACAACGACGACACCCUGGUUUGUCUCUUCGCAAUCAUCAUGCGAAAUCCGAAAGAUAUCAACUCCGCCAGUGGAGCACGAGCACUCAAUUGGCUCCUAGCCAUGCAAGGUGGCGACGGCGGAUGGGGUGCAUAUGACAUCGACAACACCAGCAAAGUUGCAAAUCUCUUCCCCUUUGCUGAUGGUGUCGAGUUUUUCGACCCAAGUGUCCCUGACAUCACCGGUCGCGUUCUUGAAGUACUCGGCUACAUACUCACUGAUUCAACUUGCUCCUCUGUCUUGCCUCCAGCCGUUUACGAGCGUGUCUGUAACGCGUGUAAACUGGGACUUCGGUAUUUGGCAAAAACGCAAGACAAACUUACGGGAACAUGGUGGGCAAGGUGGCAUGUGAACUACCUCAACGGCACCAGUAGUGUUCUUUGUGCCCUACCCUAUCUACAAUCGAUAGAACAACCAGAGGAGGAGAUUCUUGUAUCUGAACCCCUUUCCUGGAUUAAGGCCGUGCAAAAUCCUGACGGGGGUUGGGGCGAGAGUCUCGGCACAUACCGAGACGAGUCUUUGGCUGGCCAAGGUCUUGUUUCGACUCCCACACAGACUGCCUGGGCUCUCAUGGCUCUUCUAUCGCAUCUACCUCAUACAGACCCCGCAGUUGAGAGAGGUGUACAGUAUCUUCUCCGUACUCAGGUCAAUUCCUCUGCAGGUGUCACUUGGGAGCAGGAAGCCUAUGUGAGCGUCGGAUUCCCAAAUACUUUGUGGUUGGACUUUGGUUGUAUGCGACAUGGUUAUCCGAUGGUGGCUCUUGGCCGUUAUCUGCAUGCUAGCAGGAUGCACAAGGCAUAA
Molecule: messenger RNA, 2061 nt
Organism: Colletotrichum truncatum
Lineage: Eukaryota; Fungi; Ascomycota; Sordariomycetes; Glomerellales; Glomerellaceae
Product: squalene-hopene cyclase
Biological process (GO): triterpenoid biosynthetic process
Cellular component (GO): lipid droplet
Molecular function (GO): intramolecular transferase activity
Source: RefSeq, a predicted model, not a curated record